This is a messenger RNA of Trichobilharzia szidati, 1461 nucleotides long. NCBI's taxonomy places the organism in Eukaryota, Metazoa, Platyhelminthes, Trematoda, Strigeidida, Schistosomatidae. The record is from the annotation of a GenBank genome assembly.
CUUGAUGACCUUGAGCGCGGGAUAAAUUCAGUCGGCGGUAAUCUGAAUCUGAAGUUCUCCGUUGCUGCGUGGUUAUAAAUUAACAUGGGGUACAGAAAGCAUAGAGGAAACAGGAAGAAUUUGCCAAAAAAGAAUCCUACAAAGCCUUCUUUUCCUGCACAUGCUGACGAUUCCUCCGUAGAGACUGACAGUGUUUGUGACUCAUCAGGUGGUCAGACGCCAUUAUUGUGUAGUCUGUGCAAAAAGGAAUACUAUUCGGUUUUCUCUGCUGCUUGUGGACACCAAUUCUGUAAAACAUGUUCGGAGGAUUCACUUCUUGGUAUGGAUACUUGUCCUUUGGAUAAUAAAGAAAUCGAUGAGGAUCAACUGGUUGAAUUUAUAUGUGCUGGAAGCCAUGACGACAGUAGCUAUGGCCUAGACAAUAUAGAUUCAAUACGUACAUUACAAGCAAGAGUUGACUCACUAACUUUAAUUGUUGAUCGUCUAGUUGAGCAUUUGGUUACUCGAGAUAUGGUAAACACUCGUCGUUUAGUCACAGAAUCUUCUGGAGGCGAUCAGAAAACGAAAGAAUCAACAAUACCUGAUUCAGAAUGCCUUGACAAUUCCUCUGGAUCACCACCACCGCCACCACCAGUCAACCAAGACAAACAGGCGACUUCAGACCUUCCUGCUUGGUCUAAAAUGCAGUCGUUGUUUAGAGAAGAGAAGGAGAAUGCACCACUUGUGCUUAUUACUCCUGAUAACGUUCGUCAAAUGCUUCCACAGUUUUGGAAAAUGGCAACAGAAAAAAACUGCACUGACGAAGAGAAGGUUGAGCGUCUUCGUCUAUGGUGUGAUACUUCUCUGCAGAAAAUGUUGGACAGUUCCAGUGUAUCGCGUAAGGAUUGGCCAUAUAUAUCAUCACUUCUGUAUGGUGAACAGAUUCUCGACGAAUUGAGCAUGAUUAGGUACCUUUCGAAAGUACCUCAACGACAAGGAGAAACACCGUAUCAAUGGUAUUUAAGGGUGUGCGAAGUUGUUCAGCGCAGUUUACCACCGGGACCACAGCAAGAUCGAGAGAUUAAAUCUUCCUUUGUUAGAGGUUUGCUUCCGAAAUACCAAGAAGCCUUGAAAUCUCAGAAGUUGGACUCCAUCGCUGUUAUUCUAGAACAAUGUCAUGCAGUUGAUAGUUUAGCCGUUAAGCAAUCAAAUGCCCAAAAGCAAGUGAAACUGCCACUCAAUCGAACUGAAACUUGCUACCAUUGUGGAUGCUUAGGACAUGUACAACGCGAUUGUCCAGAGUUGCUGCAUGGAAACGGUGCACCAGAACGUCCGCGUUACAAGUAAGACGGAGUGAACCAACCACUGUGCGUGCAUCAAACACAUACACGCACACGCACACACCCUGGACAGAGUUGCAUUUUCUUUCGAUGAUGUUAAGAGAUUAUUGUUAUUUUUCAAAUAAAUAAAUAUUCCAUAAGA